Molecule: messenger RNA, 4009 nt
Organism: Salvelinus sp. IW2-2015
Lineage: Eukaryota; Metazoa; Chordata; Actinopteri; Salmoniformes; Salmonidae
Product: guanine nucleotide-binding protein-like 1
Molecular function (GO): GTP binding; GTPase activity
Source: RefSeq, a predicted model, not a curated record
GUAAUCGGAGUAUUAGAGUAAUCGGAGGUUUACUAUACCAUUCUUUAAAUGUUUUUUUUCUUAUCAAUAUUAACUUGCAAUGUCUUGUCAGACAAGGAUUCAAAAGCAUAACAUUUACAUUGUUUAAAAAAUAAGUAAAUAUAGACUGUAUAAUAACAUGUAUUACCAUUCAAUGGUUUUUCAAUUUAUUCAAAAAAAAUUCUGCAGUGCCGGAUGGCGUCGGGUGGGUGAAAAGUGUAGGAGUCGAGAAACUUCAUGAUAGUAAAUAACGACGUUACUGUAUUUCUGUCUUAGCUACCAGAAACUCACACUACGAAACUGUCAUUUUUCAUUCAAACAUGCCUCGGAAAAAGCCAUUCAGCACUAAACAGAAGAAGAAACAGAUGCAAGUGAAACGGGAAAGAAAGAGAGGUGAGCCAGGCUCAGGGCCCAGCAGCCGUAAUGCCAGUGUGGAGCGGGGGAUGGACAGGGAGAGGCAGUCGGACACCUCAGAUAGCGAAACCACAGAUGUCAGGAGGAUAAACCAGCAGCCCGGCAUCAGGGAGGGCAGAUACGAUCCCAAUAGGUUCCGUCUGCACUUUGAGAAGGAGAGCAGAGAGGAGGUGGAGAGGAGGAAGAAGCUUGCCAGAGAGAAGGUUCUGGACCAGAUGUUAGACAAAGACCUGGAGGUUGACAUCAACGACAUCUACCCCACAGAGAAAGGUCUUGAGUUUCCGCGSCGACCUCCGUGGAAYUAUGGGAUGAAUCGUGAGGAGCUGCUGARGAAAGAAGAGAAGUCAUACCGGGAAUAUCUGAACGACCUGCACUCCAGAAACCCACCUGGAUCCCUCAGCCACUUUGAGCACAACCUGGAGACGUGGAGACAGUUGUGGAGAGUGUUGGAGAUGUCCGAUGUGAUCCUGCUCAUCGUGGACAUCAGGCACCCGGUGCUGCAGUUUCCCCCAGCGCUGUACCACUACAUCACUGGGGAGCUGCAGAAGCAGGUGGUGAUGGUGCUGAACAAAGCUGACCUGUGUCCCCCUCCCCUGGUGCUGGCCUGGACACACUACCUCCAUACACAGUUCCCCCACCUCCACUGUGUCUGCUUCACAUCACACCCCGGCCAGCCAUACAGCACAGUGCUUCAGAAGAAGAGGAUGAGAAAAAAGGGUACAUGUGGGUGGGGACAUGCUGGAGGCCCCACCCACAUCCUGAAGGCGUGUCAGGAAAUCACAGCAGGAAAAGUGGACCUGUCCAGCUGGGAGAAGAAGAUCCAGAGAGAUGCGGUUGCUAUGGGACCAGAGGGAGAGCAGUCAGAGGGGGCGGACUCUGUGCUAGUGGAGCACCAGAGUGAUGUUGCCAUGGAGAUGAGCAGCCCCUCCCAGGAGCUGUAUAAAGAUGGCGUACUCACGCUGGGCUGUAUAGGCUUCCCUAACGUGGGGAAGUCAUCAGUAUUGAACAGUCUGGUAGGUAGGAAGGUGGUGAGUGUGUCUCGAACCCCCGGCCACACCAAAUACUUCCAGACCUACUACCUCACACCCACUGUCAAACUGUGUGACUGCCCUGGACUGGUCUUCCCUUCACUAGUCAACAAACAACUACAGAUCCUAGCUGGUAUCUACCCAGUGUCUCAGCUGCAGGAGCCCUACAGUUCUGUGGGUUAUCUGUGUGAGCGGACCCCCUUCCUGUCGGUGCUCAAGCUCCGGCACCCCAGCGUGGAGGGCCCACAGCAUGCACCCAAGGGGGGGGAGAAGGAGAGGGAGCAGGGGCCCGAGCACAGCUGGACAGCCUGGGACGUGUGUGAGGCCUGGGCAGAGAGGAGGGGUUAUAAGACAGCGAAGGCAGCUCGUAACGACGUGUAUCGGGCGGCUAACAGUCUGCUGCGGCUGGCCGUUGACGGCAGGCUGUGUCUGUGCCUCAGACCACCUGCAUACAACGAUCAGAGAGAGCAGUGGGAGUCCCACCCAGACCUGGCAGAGAUCAUCGCUCUACAGGGACGGAGGGAAGAGGAGGGAGCAGGAGAGAGGGAUGAGGAGGAGGAGGGAGAGUCCAGCUCUGAGCCAGAGGAGGAGAGGGAUAGGGACGCUGAUGAUGAUGAGGAUGAUGAAGAUGAAGGGUUUGGACACCCGGCAGUGAAGGAGAGGAAGGGGCCAACCAGCCUCACAGUCAACAUGUUCGAUGUCCUCCGGGAAAACGAGUGCGAGUGAGGGACAAGGGAAGAAAUAAUGAAUUUAAAAAACAAAGUGCUUGAUCUCUCCCUCUACACUCACUGCACCUUCAUUCCAUUUUCCUUUCCUUGACUUGCAUUCCUUUAACAUUCUGACUCAACUCUUCUUUCCUCUACUCUCUCUCUCCCCAACCCCUCCCUCUCCCAGAGGUUACUAAAAGCACUCUGAUAUUGUAAAAACAUUUUCUUUCUCCAUGCUGUGCCUCUGCUCUGCUUGUACACCCAUGCAGCUGUACUUAGACUGCAUUUAGACAAGCAGCCCAAUUCUGAUAUUUUUUCUACGAAUUGUUCUUUUGACUAAUCACAUCCUAUCUUUAUCACAGCUGAUUGGUCAAAAGGCCAAUUGGUGAAGGAAAGAUCAGAAUUGGGCUGCCUGUCUAAACUUGUAGGAUUACAUUUGGUUUGGUUUUUAUCAUUUUCCUGCAUGGAGGAUUUUACUAUUAUUAUUUCCCUUAAAGCUGGUAGGGGCAUUGUGGUGUAUUAAUCAUUGAUUGGUUUUCAAUCUGUUUUAUUGAUAAGUGGCCUCACAGUUGAGAUGCCAAAGGUCAGAUAAGGUCAUUAGACCCUAGAAAUGGAAUGGCUUGAACUGUGACAGGGUUAUGGAUUCCACCUCAUGUUGACGGUCACACAGUCUAAAUGGGGAUUAGACAGUGAUAAUGAUGUCAUCCACAUGGGACUACUAUUUGGCUGCCAGUGCAGAUAUAUGACAUCACUGUCUAAUCCUGGUUGAUUUCACUGUAUACGACGGUAUGAUAGUACCUCGGUAGGGUGGUGAUCCAUUCCAUGCUGCUUUCAGUGGUAAUAAUCAUUGUUGAACCCAUUUUAUAUGGUUCUACCCAAUUCAGUGUUAUAUUUUAGUGUCUACUAGGGGCAGUGAUCUUCAAUCCUGGUGCAGGAGACUCACAUUGGACUGAAACAAAAGCCUACACACCUUGUGGGUCCCCAGGACCAGACUUGAAAACAUCUGAUUGGGUUUAAAGACCUGUUGUUGUGGACUAUAUAUGUAGUGUUUGACCUACUACAGAAGAAAACAGAGCCACUCACGUGCAGCACUGUAUCAUGCAACGCUGACUGACUGACUCACUUGAGAGAGAGUUUGGCCACCAAAAAGCACUCUGAUGUUCUGAGAUAGUAUCACAUGGUUCCAUAGCAGCCAAUAUUGACCAAUACAGUAACGGUCCUGUUAAUGAUCCUAAAUUAUGCCAGCUAUGCAAACCAGCUGAGUAGCUAGAAUUUAGAACGAGAGUCUAAAUACUGGAAGAAUGGAACGACAUUAAUGUUGGUCAAACUUCCAUCUCUAUCUCUCUAUGGCUCUGUUCUAAUGUUACAAUCUAUCAGGGCUGGAUUAUAGUGUGCUGUUGCCUACUGUUAUACCUCAUUGUUCCUGUUCUACUGUAUUACAUGUCACUGAGGGAACACUACAGCACAGUGCUGUGUUACCGUGUAACAACAUGCACUGUUCUGGUCUAUACCAAUGGCACACUUAGAAAUAUACACACUAGGGCCAUUCGUUUUUCCUAUCUGUGUGACAUCAGGAAAAACUCUGGGCCGUAGUGUGUCUAAGCAACAAGUAGGGACCCAGCAGUUAUUCCUACCCACGUGACCAGGAAAAACUCCUGUCCCUAAUACACACCACUCUGGUUUCCGAUAUGGAGAUAGAUGUGUUAAUGCUCUUUGUUUGAAUGAUUAAAACAGACUUGUGAGUGUUUGGAUUGUGUAUUUGCUGCAUUCUUUAUUUCAUUCCUGGUAUGCUCAAAUGACAAUGAACUGGACUGCUCUCUGCAAUAAAGAUAAUCCAUGGAA